GUCCGGGCAGCAAGUGCGCCGAUCGAAAAGUCUCGGCUUUUGCGAAUAGGCGCCCUUUUCCUUUUUGAAUCCCUCGUGGGGGAUCUCGUAUUAUUGCGGCCUCUCAGGAGGUCUUACGGGGUUUUACCCGGAAAUCCUCGAGUUUCCGAAACACCUGUAGGUUGGCGAGGAACCAUUACAUACCUGACACUCUCUAGGUAUCGUUAAUAAUUGCCCUAUGUGUCUCCGGGGCCGUGCCAACGCGAGUCCCGGGAGGCGCGAGGCUGAGCCGUCGACGGGGAGUCCCCCUUCGGCGCAGACGGCGGAAGGGGGCCCUGUCGCUGCGAUGGGCAGCACGGACUCGGCGGGGGGUGCCGGGGGCGGAGGGUCCUCCUGCGGCCUAGUGAGUUCGCUGUUCCCGAGCAGCUGCAGGGGUCGCGCCGAGGCCUUCGCCAGGAGGCUGCACCGCCGGCUCACCUCGCUAGGAGGGGACGAGGCGCCCCGAAAACAGCCACGCGCGACGGAGACCUCCUGGUUGCAGGGUCCGGGCACGAGCCCCAAGCCACCCGGGCCCCAGCGGAAUCACGUGCUGGAGCGCCAACCGCGACACAGCCUCGACUCGGACCUUUGCUUCGAUUUCGACCUGGAGGAAAAGAACGGGCCCGGCUCACCGCCCGAGGAGGUCAGCGACUCGGAGCUUCCAGACCUCCUGGUGAAUCCAAGAACCCUGAAGACCGGCCACCAUGAAGCGUGCCACUGCUCCCUGGGCUGCGCCAAGCCCCCGGACCGAAACCGGGAUCCCGAGUCAGGGUGCUUCUUUUGCUCGCCGGUGACCGGCACCCCACCUGGCAGCGACUCCUCCGAGACCUACUUCGACCCCGAAUCCUCGGACGUGGAGAGAUCGGAGAGCUACUUCGACCCGAUCGCCACCUCCGAGAGCGAGGUCUCCAGCCUGUCGAACGGCGAGCUCAGGGGCCACGAGCGAGGGCCUUCUCGCUGCCAGCCCAAAGUCGCGGAGGAGGCCCCUCGGAUCGUGACCGAGGCACCUCGGCAGGUGGAGAGGGUCGCGAAAAGCAGCUCCGAGGAGUCCUGCAACGGUAGGAGCUCGAUGGACACCACCUCGCCGAGCCACGAGUCCUUGUGGAGCACCUUUGACGAGAGCACCGCGUCCUCGCAGGAGGAGAAGCCAAGACAGCGACCGGAGAGGAGUCACCUAGGGGACGGACUUCGGUGCCUCGUCAUGAAGUCUCACUCUGACUCGGAGCUUCCGAAGAUCGUCGCGAAAGAGAGGCCGCUGGAGGGCAAGCCGGACACGGAGGAGGUCGAGGAGAUCCUGGAGAUCGAGGACGUGGACGAGGUCGACUUCGUCAACGGGUACUCGGAGUCGAGUCUGUCGAGCGCCGAGGAGGCCACUGCGAAGAAUUACGUAAUCGUCGUGGAGGAGCCCGAGGACUCGCCGAGGGCCGUCGACGAGUUUCGCGAGGUGGCCAAAAUUUUGCCGCCCAGGAGCACCCAGGAACUGGGCCUGGACGAGCCGGCCAACAGCAGCAGCGACACCGACACCGAUCACUCCACCUACAGUAGCACCGUUAACAUCCCCUGCGCCCUGACGCUAGAGUGUCCCACCGGGACUCGGAUCCAGCUCGAGGAGACCCUAAAGAACGAGGUGCAGCUGCAGAUCAAGGACGGCACCGUGACAAACGGCGACACCGGCGAGGACGUCGUCGAUGAGAAGAUCGCGGGGCUGUUGAAGAGACUGGGCGCGGAGGAGGCCGAGGUCGAGGUCAAGCCCGAGACGAACGGCGAGCUGGAAGAGGACCGGCUGGACCGACCUCAGCGACUCCGCCGAUGCUCCUCCCUGAAGACUGGGAAGACUCCACCCGGGACCCCCGGCAGAAAGAAAAUAGUGCGCUUCGCCGACGUCCUCGGCCUCGACCUGGCCGAUGUGCGUACCUUCCUGGACGAGAUCCCCCGAGUCCCAAACUCGGCAUACUCGGACCUGGUCUACGACGACCUCUCCACGAAGGAGAUCGUGGUGCCUCACGUGAACGGCCACCCAUGGACCUUCAGGAACCCGGACACGAGGAUCACCCUGACCACUGGGAAGCCCGACCGCACUCUGGUCCCCCUGUUCCAGCAGCCAGGUGGUCUGCCCAACUUCCUCGACCUCGUCCGCGAACGGCAAGUCUGCCUGGAGAACGUCCUCGUCCACGACCCCGUCAGUCUCAUUCUUCAGGGCACCGUCCGCGUCCGCAAUCUCGACUUCCACAAGUCGGUCCACAUCCGGUACACCAUGAACCAGUGGCGCAACUACAGCGACCUCCAGGCCACCUACGUGCCGAACUCCUGCGACGGGUUCAGCGACAAGUUCACCUUCGUCCUGUACGGCCACGCCCUAAAAGUGGGUCAAAGGUUGGAAUUCGCGGUCAGGUUCCAGUGCAAGGGCUCCCAGUACUGGGACAGCAACUCCGGGGCCAACUACUGCUUCCAGUGCCUGCCCAUCGCCUCGCCCAUCGGGUACAUACCCAUCACCUCCCCCGCGCCCAACGCCCACGACUGGUCACCUAUGUUCUACUGAGGACCCUUGCGCCCCGAAGAGGCGCCCGAAGAGCACCCGAAGAGCACCUUCGUCGAGACGCGACCAGCCACUUCGGACAGCUCUCGACUGGACCAACUGAAUUGGACGGGAUCCCCCGAGUCACGUCGAAGAAGGUCGACGGACCUUCGCCUAGGACUGGGGAACCUGCGACCUGGUGAACCGGCGAACCGAGAACCCAGGAUACAAGGACCUGGAAUAGUCGCUCCCGGUUUUGGUGUGGCAACCCCGGGUCAAAGCACUCGCACCUGCACCUGUUCUUCGAAUCUUUGGUGCAGCCUUCACACCGAAGAGCCCAUCGUGCCGGUCCACGAAUUCGAUUAUGGGACCCCGAUAACAGGGCCCAUUGUUUCCGGUAGAAGAGAGCUGCGCCCGCGUUUUGGUUGGCCAGCGACAAUGAAGCGAGACAACGCAGGGGUUGGAUCGUAAAGCGGGACCCGAAUGAGGACCUCGAAUGGGUCGCUGUAUCCCUUUUUUAUCGGGAUCUUGGAAAGCGCCAGCGACGGUUUCGCCCGGAGACAUCUUCCAUCCCGAAGAGGAUCCUGAUAAGGGAGGUCCUUUCGGUCCUGUCGAUGAAUCGUAACGGGAAGGGUCUUGGAGAUAAAGGGAUAAAGAGGAGGCGGCGCCCGAAGGCGUCGGAAGGAUUGACUUCUCGAAGAGUCUCGAGAGAGGAUCCAGAACGCACCUUGAUGAGUUCCUGGGCACGAGGAUACGGGAGAGCGAACUUGGUACUUAUUUUUGUGCCGAUGGUUCGGUCACAUCGAACCGGCCACGGACGUAGACGUCCAUUGUACAUCGCCUCGGAGACCUUUAGAAACGUGCCGAAGACUGGAAACCCACGGAAGAAUGUUCCUGCUAGAGCCACCGAGCCUUCGAGGGUGCUCUUGGGGAGGUGCUAGUCGAGGAGAAGAGCCCUUCCGAUCACUGCUACCUUGACCCUCUGCAAAGACCGAUGCCGAAGACCUUCCCGAAGACCUCAUCUUCGGGACGCUUUGAACCGUGAAAACUGGCGACGAUGUCCUCCGAAGCCGAGUCGGACCCAUCCUUCUCUGGCGAGGCUAAAUUGAUGAAAAAUUAAAAACGAGCGUCGUCAUACGACACGCGACAAUAAUUGUUGCGAGCGAGCAACGGUCGUCUCGUUUCUCUCUCGGUUCUCGAUCUCCUGUACAAGGGAGCGUUCCUAAAUUUCAAACCGAACGCGUUGUUGGUAUCGCACGCGAGACUUUCGUUGGUUUUUCUAGGAGGAGUGAGUAUCGUUGUUAUUUAUUACUUGUUAGCACGUUCCCUUCUAUCGGCUGUUCCUCUCACGGAGUUCAAUUGCACGAGUGAUUGCCAAACAUCGAGCUCUCGUUUUUUCUUUUUCGUUCGUCGUUAGGAACUGACGGAGGGCUUUAAACUAUAGACUGCUUUAAAGUUAACGUCUUUUAUACUGAAUCGCGCGAUGUCAUGCAGUUGGAUUUUAACUAUUUUACAGGUUAAUAUUUAAUAGCUGUGAAUAUACUUUUUAGAGGUUUUCUUGUUAUGUCCGGCGUCAUCUUUUCCGAUUCCAACGGAUUCUCUGUCGUUCGCGAAAACUGUCGGCACGAGAUUAUCGACUCCGCUUCAAUGUUGAUAAUUAUUUUUUGGGAAUCGACGGGUACCUUGACGGUUGAAUUUUUCUUUAGUCGUUACACAAAAUAUGUCGUAGGGGAUGUGUCAAUCGUGCAGUUGGUAGCGAUUUUACAAUUGAGAGACUGAUCCACCUUCUCGACGGAGGGGGUGCCAAAAAUCCUCCCUCCUUCCUCUGGCGGGCAAUAAUCCGUUACUUCUUAUCCUGCCCGAAAUUACUAUCACCCGAUAGCAGUAGCAGCAAUAAUUCAUUCACUUUUCGCGCAAUCGAGUAUCACCUGCCAAUGACUGCCGAAACGGCACUUGCGAUCGUUUAAACAAUAGGUCAAUUGUUCCGCGCGGUCUAAGGAGGGGAAGAUAUUUAUAUUAUAUUUUUCAUUAACGAAACCGUACAACUCGAUGUAUAUAUACACAAGCGGACGUAUGUUUCCGUUCCCGUAUCGUCGAUUGUUGCCUCCGAAAUUUUAUAUAUAUACACAUAUAUAUAUAUAUAUUACAAAUAAUAUAUUAUAGAUCUAUUUACGAGAUACUUUACAAGAUAUAUUGCGUACCUAAAAGAUAUAUAUAUAUGUGCGCGGUUGGGGAGGCGCGUAAUGUUUCUACCGUAAUGUUUAUGCCGAUUGAUGAAUUGUUAAGACUACAUUACGCCGUAUUAUCCCGCACCUUGCGGGAAGAAUUUACGUCAAGGUUAAUCCGUUUUAAAUUAUUAACCACUCUCGGGCAUCGAACAACAAUUGCCGACAUCGAACGUUAACGAUUCUUGAAUAUAUCACUUCAAUUUCGAGGCCGCGAGUGCGCCGAUCUGUCGCGAUCGGGAAAGAAUGGAGAUUUGUUGAUAAACGAAAGGAAAGGACUUCGAGCCGCGAUUAGUUAUCGGAGGAUGUAACUUAAGUGUUAUCGCGUACGUUAACAAGUACCUUAAGUCUUAAUUAAGGGCGUCGUAACUAAUUAUUUCCGCACAAAUCGCGAGCCGGGUCCGCCAUUUGAAACGCGUCCUUCUUAAUUCCUUUGGUCCUUUACUUCUCUCUUUCAUAUUUUCCUUUCGCCAUUUUUUUAUUCACUCGUUAGGUCCUUCUUCCUCUUCCGUAUCCCGCGCAUCGAGGACCACGGCCCAUCGAAAAUAUCUCGUAGGAGUAAGUUAGUAUAUUUUUGUAUUCGCACGAAGUAGCUCCUCUAGUCGUUGAAAGAAACAAUAUCCUAAUUUUCUUUUAAUUUCUUUCUCUCUUGAGCGAGGUUUUCGAAAAGCAGCGCUUUUACAGUCGACGCGAAACUCAGUCCAUUUUAUCUCGAGGUAUUCCUCCAUUUUAUCCAGAGAUCGCGUUAAGUUUCUCAAAAAGGGAGAGAAUUUUAGUACGUGUAUUUGUCGCUUUUUGCAAUAUAUAUCCUUUUGAUAAAGCCGCGAGAGAUUAUUUAUCGCUUUUACAGAGCAGAUCGGACGAUCGUCUUAGUUUCCCCUAACUUCGGACGAAUUUUUAUUCUAGACGGCUUGACCGAGCCUUCGAACUGUUUCCAAACUCGCGAUAGUGUCUGCUGAGGAGAAAAGUAUAUAAAUAAAUAGAAAUAUAUCUACAAAACGAAUAUUUUCACGCGACACCGCGAAGAGACGGUGGGAGAUAUUUUUUUUUUUACAAAGCUUCGUCCAUUUAGCGCGCUGAAUCUCGACGCAAUCUUUCCUACAAUAUUUUCUUUUCCGAUAUUUCCGUCGUAGCUAUCUUCUCGAGUCAAUGAGAAACUAGGAAAAACUGCCUAAAAUCCCGGUCCAGAAUAAUCCUCGAUCGACGCGAACGAUGCUUCCGUCCUUCUCCCUUCGCAAACACGAAUGUCGGCCAAAAACUUCCAAGAUAGAAUAAUAAGUUGCGAUCACGGAGGAAUUAGUUCUGGCAGAGAACCUGCACAUUGGAGUAAACGGUUCUAACUCGAAUCAAUAGUAUUAGGAAGGUAGUGGACAAAGUAUAAUCUGAUAAUGAGAAUGAUUUUCUAGAAAAUUCUAUGAAACUUCAUCCAUUCGUCCCCUUUCAUCCGCAUCGACAAGGUAAUAAAAAAUGUUUCCGCCGUGUCCUAACCAGCAGUUAUUCACAUUAGAGCGUGAUAUUUAUUUAGAGCUCAGAUUAAAGACUAGGAUCAUAUUUUGUCCAUUCUUGAGAGUCGAGGGAGGAAAAUAAGCGCUUAGGUGGUAAGGGAAGCCUCGCAUUAGCAGGAGCAUUUUCAUAAUUGUUAUUUCUUGUAGAAACUGUGCCGUUUAAGGGGAAACGACCAUUUGGUUGAGAGAAUGCGUCCGAAGGGCAAUAAAUGAGGAUGCAUGCUUAUGUGAGAGUCCGUGAGUGUGUGGAAAAUGAGAAAAUGGAUAUUCUUUUGCCUCGGUAUUUCGUGAAUCGCGUUUCGAGAUUAGCGGAACUGACGAAAAACAAGAUGGCGUCGCGGGGGCGAACAGCUGAUCUCUCGAAACAUGGCGAGAUGGGGUGAUUACGUUAUCGCGAGGAUGCAAGAGAAAACGCGAGAGUGGGCAUUCGGUAAAUCCACGUGCUCCGAUACAAUUGUACAUACGAGAUAAAUGGAACAGAGCAUCUAUACAUUAUACAUACGCAUAUAUAAAUAUAUAAUAUAUCUGUAACGUUGUUCUAUAUUAUUAAGAUAAUAAAAGGAGAGAAAAUUGA
This is a messenger RNA of Orussus abietinus, 6837 nucleotides long. It is a transcript of the gene Gbs-76A, whose product is annotated as glycogen-binding subunit 76A. NCBI's taxonomy places the organism in Eukaryota, Metazoa, Arthropoda, Insecta, Hymenoptera, Orussidae. The transcript is spliced from 2 exons. The record is from RefSeq and is a predicted model, not a curated record. The coding region runs from base 218 to 2557 and encodes 779 amino acids. Gene Ontology annotation, biological process: regulation of glycogen biosynthetic process. Gene Ontology annotation, molecular function: protein phosphatase 1 binding; glycogen binding. Gene Ontology annotation, cellular component: protein phosphatase type 1 complex.